AUGGAAUUCGUCGGUAAAAAUCAUCCAAGCAUUCAAGAAGCUUUUGAACGGUUUUUCAAGACAAAAACAAUAGCGGAGCAAUGCACCAAGCAAUCUCUGAAGCAAUUACAUGGCGCUUUCUUGGCAACACAAAACAGCGAAAUGGACUGUUUUCAACUGCACGUCGCUUUCCGAGAGAUCCUCGAGAUAGAAAUGUCGCAGGACGAAUUCCAAAUCCUCUUCAAGAAAAUUGACGUGAAACGUGACGGCAAGGUGACGUGGGACGAAUUCAUCUCCUACCUGCUGAUAGAAUUUCAAGUCCAAGACAUCAGUCGGAAAUUGCGAAUGUUGGAAGUGCCGUUGACGAGCUUACCGAAGUUGUUGAGAACGCGUCAUCGCACCGCUGUCUGCAGAAUCGCGUUCUGCCCGGAAGUUCUGCCGGACAGAAGCACGAGUUUCCAAAGAGGCUGUUACCUGACCGUCAGCAGAGAAGGAACAAUCAAUUACUGGUCGUUAGAUCUCGAAUACGAGCGCACCGUGCAAUCCAAGAAUCCAUUCUUGAAGGUGCAAACCACCGCUAUAACCGACAUGAUCGUGAUGCCGGACAUCCAGGUGGUCUGCACGAGCUCGACGGAGUGCGACCUGAGGUUCUACGACGUCGCGGCGAAGAAGUUCGAUCUUCGUAUAUUGAUCGCCAGUUUGGAAAGCGCGGUCGUCUGUAUGCAUUACUACUUCAGCACGAACGUAAACGAACUUUCCUACAUCACCCUGGGCGAUACCAGCGGCUCCGUCAUGAUCAUGGCCUUCAGUUCCAUAGACAGAGGUCCCUUCAAGCAAUACACGGAGCGAGACUCGACGAUUCUUCGUUACGACGAAGUGAUCAGGGGUGAGCUGUCGGGGCUGCACGUGAUGGAAUUCAAGAGCAUACAUAGCAACUGGACGAGCCAAGUGGCCUACCACGGAAGUCUGCGGGCGUUCAUCUCGAGCAGCCAAUGCGACGAGUGCUCGCUAUGCGUUUGCGACCUGACGGGCACGUGGAGACGGUAUCACUUCAAAGUUCUCAUGGGAAUCUCCUGCUUCGCGCUUUGCGAAGAGAGUCACACGUUGGUGACGGGCGGACCGGACUGCAUGCUGCGCAUUUGGAACCCGUUUGUUCCCAAGAAGGCGAACGCCGUUCUCUCGGGACACCGUACUACCAUCUGCGCGUUGGUUAUACUGGACGCCGGCAAGCGGCUUUAUUCUCUGUCCAAGGACAGGUGCAUCAAAGUGUGGGACGUCCCGAGCCACAACUGCAUCCAGACGUAUAAUAAAUUACCGAGCGAACUGAGCGAGCACACUCCGAUGACGUUAGUCUUCAACACGCUGACCCGUACGAUGAUCAUCGCCAGUGUAAUGAUCGCCAUUCUCGUUUGCGAGCCGGUAAUUAAUGAAGAGACAUCGGACGGCCGCACGCACAGCAAAGGCGUUAGCUGCGUUCUUUACAAUCAACUUUACCGUGUGAUUGUCUCUACUGGAUUAGAUUCGCGCAUCAUCGUCUGGGACCCUUGGUUGGGGCGUUAUUUGCAAAUGAUGACGAGCGCUCAUAGCGUCGUACGAUACGGGCAACAUGUCGACAUCGAGAUCACGGCGGCAUGCUUCGACGAUACGGAACAGUUCUUGUUGACCGGCGCCAGAGACGGGUCGCUGAAGAUGUGGAACUUCAACACUGGCACUUGCAUACGUCACGCCACGAUGGACUACCAAUGCGAAGUAACGAACGUCGCUUGGUUCGAGCAUCGAAUUCUCUGCAGCGGCUGGAACAAGCAAGUCAUCGAAAUGGCAGCUACGGAGUCCGACGUGCGCAAGAAAUGGGGAACCGGCCACACCGACGACAUUCUGUGCUCGGCUCUGCGAUUUCCUCAUAUAUUAGCUACCGGAACGUACAACGGUGAAUUGAUUCUGUGGAGGCUUGAAACGGGUCAACACUUUAGAAAGUACCAAGUGACUGAUGUUGAUAGAAGGUGAUGUCGGGUUCGGUAUAUUUUGUCACGAACGAUAAUUAGCGCGGGAAAGCCGUACGCAAUGCCGUUAACAGCUAAAGAUCGACUGAUUCAACAGGUAUAUUAAAGCGACGGGAACGAGUGCGCUGAGCAA
Harpegnathos saltator (Jerdon's jumping ant) is the source of this 2112-nucleotide messenger RNA. Its product is annotated as WD repeat-containing protein on Y chromosome. The record is from RefSeq and is a predicted model, not a curated record. Lineage: Eukaryota; Metazoa; Arthropoda; Insecta; Hymenoptera; Formicidae. Gene Ontology annotation, molecular function: protein binding; calcium ion binding. Bases 1 to 1983 code for a protein of 660 amino acids. The transcript has 12 exons.